UGUCAUAAGUUAUUGCCCGUAACAAGCUGAAAACGCAGGUUGCGUCGAGUCAGAAAAACAAAAUCAAUAUUUGAAAAUAACUCAAGUAUCCGUCGCCAUUGUGUAUUUAACAUAACAUCUAAUAAUAUAAACUCAUUGUGGUCAUAAUACACCUAAAUCUAAAAUGCAGUUUUACGACCACCUAAAAAGGAAAUAGAGAACUGCUGUAACAAUGGAAAUGUUCAUAAAAUAUAUUGUUCUUCUCGUUUCUGUGCGGUCGGUUUAUCUUUAUUGUGGCCCAUACAAUGGCCAGAUUUGUAAACAUUAUUCUACGGGAUACGUCUGGUACAAUCAAACGGGGGGUCUUGAAAAUGAAAAAAUUACAACAGGCCUUUGGAAGGAAAUGAUUUCAACUUUAAAAGAACCAUGUAGAAGUAAAGCCGAAAAAUUACUGUGUGCUUAUGCUUUUCCUAAAUGUAUAAAUAAGGAAGAUGUGGGGAACAUUGCUUUACCUCUUUGCUAUGAAGACUGUAUGGCUGUGAAAAUGCAGUUCUGUUAUAAUGGUUGGAUUGUGAUUGAAGAACAGAAGCGUCGAGGUGUUUUCUUUGAAUCGAGAGGGCAUUUUAGGUUUCCUGAAUGUGAAAAGCUUCCAAGAUUUUCAGGAAAAGGUUCACAUGUUACUUGUCAUAAUACAGGAAUAACAGAAAUGGACUACAGUCAAGUGACUACAAAUUGUUAUCAUGGAAAUGGCAGAUUUUAUCAAGGAAGUAUGAAUGUGACCGAAACUGGACUUUCUUGUCAAGCUUGGGAAUCACAGUAUCCACAUCAACAUACCAGACCACCUCUUAUUUUCCCAGAAGUCCAGAAUGCCACAAACUAUUGUAGAAAUGCUGGAGGUGAAGAACGUAAACCAUGGUGUUAUACUAUGGACCCUACAGUAAGAUGGGAGUACUGUGAUGUACCACUUUGUGCCAAUUCAAGUGAGAUUACAAUUGACAAUAUCAAUGGACCAAUUAUAAUGGAGAAUUAUUUUACCCCAACUUUUGUAUUAUUUUUAUCUAUUGGUGGUCUUGGUUGUGUGUUAGGAAUAGCAUGCAUUGCACUUUUAUGCCACUAUUUUUUGAAAAAUCAUUACUCUAAAUGUAACAUCUCAAGAAGAAAUGUUCAAAAUAUGGAAAUAGAUUUAGAUAAACUACCUAGUAAUAUGGCAUACCAUACAACAGGGGCACAACUUAAUCCAAAAUUGGAAAAACUGGAGUUUCCUAGAAAUAAUAUAAUUUAUAUUAGGGACCUUGGCCAAGGUGCAUUUGGUAGAGUCUUUCAAGCAAAAGCACCUGGCUUAGUUCCUGAGGAAGAAUUCACUUUAGUGGCUGUAAAAAUGUUAAAGGAUGAAGCAUCUCAUGACCUACAAUUAGACUUUGAAAGAGAAGCUUGUUUACUUGCAGAGUUUGAUCAUCCCAAUAUCGUUAAAUUAUUAGGAGUAUGUGCUGUUGGAAGACCAAUGUGCUUACUGUUUGAGUUUAUGGGUAAAGGUGACUUAAAUGAAUACCUUAGAGCUUGCAGUACUGCCCCUAAUUAUCCUCCAGGAGUUGAAAACAGAGAAGAUUUGCGCCUUUUAGUUGCUCCACUUACUGACUUAGAUCUUUUACAUGUGUCUAGACAGAUUGCAUCUGGAAUGGUGUAUUUAUCAGAUAGGAAAUUUGUUCAUCGGGAUCUAGCCACCAGAAAUUGUCUCAUUAAUGAUGACAUGGUAGUUAAAAUAGCUGAUUUUGGUUUAUCUCAUAAGAUUUAUCUACAAGACUACUACAAAGGAGAUGAACAUGAUGCCAUCCCAGUACGAUGGAUGCCUUUAGAAAGUAUUUUAUAUAACAAAUAUACACUUGAAUCAGAUGUAUGGGCUUAUGGUGUAUGUUUGUGGGAGAUAUUCUCAUUUGCUUUGCAGCCAUACUUUGGCAUGACUCAUGAGGAAGUAGUUAGGUUUUUGAAGGAUGGUAAUGUCCUUGCCUGUCCUGAUAACACACCUAGGUGUGUAUAUGACUUAAUGAAGCAGUGCUGGAACCAUAAUCCUAGUGAUCGCCCAAACUUUAGAGUUAUUUACCAAACAUUGGACAAUAUUCAAAUGAUAUUAGAAAGACGUCACUCUGAUUAAUGUAGUGAAGCUACCUAGGGUUUGAAUUUAGAAUGUUAAUAAUUCAAACCUUGAAUUAUUUUCUCGUCUUGUAAAUACCAAUAAUUGCAUUAGAAAUGUGUGGUAUUCAAUGUGUGCUGUAAGAAUCUUCUUACAAAAUGUUAAUAAGGUGUUUUAAAAAAAUUCUUACAUUUUCGCACAAUUUUUUUGCUCAUGUCACCACAACAUUAUGAAUCAUCAUUUAUUCAGGGAAUAAGACUGACUUAGUUAUUUGACCCGCCUUAAUCUUUUUAUUGUGUUAGUUACUAUGUUUUAAAUGUUUUAUCUGAUUUUUUUAUCUAUUUAUGAUAGCUGCUUGAUUGUUUUCAAUAAAAAUAAGUAGAGAGCAAAAAUAAAUAAAAUCUAUAUAUUUUUAUAUAAGUAGAGCAUUUGAAUGAAAAAAUUCAAAUUACAUAAGUUUUAACACAAUUCACACUGGGUCUUCAGUAUUAUCCUUUGUACAGCUUUAGGUGUAGAUGUUACAUUUCAAUUGUUUGAAUUCCUUAAUUUAUUGUUAUAUUGUAGUAAAAUCCCUCAAGUCAUUGUA
Pieris napi is the source of this 2693-nucleotide messenger RNA. It is a transcript of the gene Nrk, whose product is annotated as tyrosine-protein kinase transmembrane receptor Ror2. Bases 212 to 2128 code for a protein of 638 amino acids. The transcript has a single exon. Gene Ontology annotation, biological process: multicellular organism development; positive regulation of kinase activity; cell surface receptor protein tyrosine kinase signaling pathway. Gene Ontology annotation, cellular component: signaling receptor complex. NCBI's taxonomy places the organism in Eukaryota, Metazoa, Arthropoda, Insecta, Lepidoptera, Pieridae. The record is from RefSeq and is a predicted model, not a curated record. Gene Ontology annotation, molecular function: ATP binding; protein binding; transmembrane receptor protein tyrosine kinase activity.